Aspergillus luchuensis is the source of this 924-nucleotide messenger RNA. RefSeq names its product telomere maintenance SDE2 family protein. Gene Ontology annotation, cellular component: nucleus. The transcript has a single exon. The coding region runs from base 1 to 924 and encodes 307 amino acids. NCBI's taxonomy places the organism in Eukaryota, Fungi, Ascomycota, Eurotiomycetes, Eurotiales, Aspergillaceae. The record is from RefSeq and is a predicted model, not a curated record.
AUGGCGUCCCAAAACGUCAACGUCCUAUUGUCGACCUUUCCCGGUCUCUCACUUCCAUCAACACUCUCCUUCGCGCUACCAUCAUCAUCCAGCGUCGCUGACCUGACGGACAAAAUCGCCUCAUACCUGCCUCCUUCUCUGCCACUCAAUCGUCUGGUCUUGACAACAACCAGCAACAAGCAACUUCUCCCUUCAUCCGAAUCCAUCGCAUCCUACCUCAUCAGCACCAAUGACAACCUCGCCACAACCUCCAUCCUCCCCCUCCGCCUCAGCGCCCCCCUAUGCGGUGGUAAGGGAGGUUUCGGAUCCCAGCUCCGUGCCGCCGGUGGGCGCAUGUCCAGCAAGCGCAAGCGCAACCAAGGCGACGACAAUGGAUCCAGCCGCAACCUCGAUGGCCGUCGUCUACGCACAGUCAACGAAGCCAAGGCAUUGGCCGAGUACCUCGCUCUCAAGCCGGAGAUGGACAAGAAGGAGAAGGAGGAGCGUCGGCGCCGGUGGCAGGCUGUUGUUGAAGCGGCGGAGAAACGUCAAGAGGAGUUGAAGAACGGAGGUGGCAAGCAGAAGAUUGAUGGUCAGUGGAUGGAGGACAAGGAUGAGAUGAAUGAGAAGGCGAGAGAGGCGGUUCUUAUGGCUAUGAAGGAUGGUAUGUGGACGGAUAACUUGCGCGAUACAAUUCUGGGCGGAUCAAGCACAAGUGCUAGCCCGAGUGAGGGAAGUGGUCAGGAGACGCCCUCUAGCUCUGAGGAGGAAAGUGAUGAUGAGCAGGAGAUGGAGGAUGCGCCUGGACCGUCGUCGGCUGAACCGGUUCGCAACGCGGCACCUCGCCGGUAUAUUGGCUUUGAUGAGGAUGAUGAGUUUAUGAGUGACUCGGAGGAAGAGGAGGAGGCUGAAGAUCCUAAGGGGAAGGGAAAAGCGAAAGCUUGA